UAAAUUUCUUAACGUUUUGUUUAUUUAAUAAAUUUAUUAGUAUGAAUUAACAGAAUUUGGAAUUAAUUAAUAAAGUAGAAAGUGUAUAAAAAAUUUUAGUUUAGCAAAUUUUACCUGGAAAUUGAAGUAUAGACCAGAGUGUAUAGUAGAUAAAAGGGAAAUUGUAAUGAAUGACAGUAUCGUCAGUAAUCCUAACCAAAAUAAAAAAAAUUAAAAGCUAUAAAGCCAUCUGAUAAAAUUAAUAAUUUACUUAAUAAAUGACAUAGAAAAAAGAAAAUGGGGGUUCGUGGUUUGACUACUUACGUAAAUUCAAAUCAAGAAUUGUUUUUACAAAACUUUUCUUUACACGACUCUUGUGUUGUUGUCGAUGGAAACAGUAUGUGUGCUCAAUUAUAUAGUGAGUGAAUUUGAAGCCGAUGAUGAAAUAGCAGCUCUGGCAAGGACUUUAAACUGCCCAGUCUUGAGUUAUGACUCAGAUUUCUUUAUAUAUAAUAUAAAGUAUAUACCAUUCAACACUUUGGACCACAAACCAACACUUGUAGAAGAAGGUAACAAAAGAUUUUAUGUCUUACAAUGUAAACUUUAUAAAGUAGAAUUUCUAAUAAAAAAUUUUGGUGGUCUGCAAGAAAAUAUGUUACCUUUAUUAGCAACAUUACUUGGAAAUGAUUAUGUUGAGAAGAGGAUUUUCAAAAAAUUUUUUUCUCAAUUCAAAUUACCUAAAAGUAAAAGGUGCAAGAAUGACCAGCAGAGGUCUAUUCAUGGAAUUUUUAAAUGGUUACAAAAUGAAACACUAGAUUCUGCGGUAUCAAAAAUAUUGGGAAGGUGUAAGAAAUCACAGAAGGACAGAGUAUUUGCUAUUAUUAAAAAGGGUAUUGAAGGAUACAACCGUAAGAAAUGUAGGGCUUUAAAGUAUUUUAAUAUCAGUAGUGAUGACACACAAGAGGAAUCAAAUUUGACACUGCCUGGAAUUAUUGACGUAGAUACAGAAGAUACUGAUGAUGAAAGCUCUAGUAAUAGUUCUUUAUCUGAUGAUGAAAGUUCAGAAGAGAUAGAAAGUGAUCAUGUAGAUGGAUUGCCUAGUUGGUAUGCUGAUAAAAUUCGGAAUAAUUUAAUACCCUCAGUUUACAUGAACUUAUACACUCAUCAUUUGCACUUCUGUUCUCCGCAAGCUGAAGAUUAUACAGAUGAAGAUGCAUUUCUUUGUACAUUGCCUAUAUUGAGAUAUAGUUUCGACAUUCUCACUGAUUUUUCUCAUGAGAAAUGUAUAUAUGUCAGUAGACAGAAUGAUUGUAAUUACAAGAGAAUGUUCAUUGACAGAGAGUAUGCAAUCCCAAGGUUACUAGAAGUGCCAUUCAAUGAAUUAUCUAAUGACCAGUUGAAUUCAUACUUCCAUCAUUUUUUAAAACAAAAAAUGCCAUCCUUAGAUUUGACUGACAUAUAUUUGUUGCCAUCUGAUUUUCAAUUGUUUAUGGUAUCAAUGUUAUGGUGGAUAACAAAUUGUAAUGUACCAUUGGCUAAUGUUCACAGUUUGUUCAUAUGUUACAUUAUGCUGGAGGUUAUAGACGAAAAAACUGGGACGUUCCGUGGUCACAAACAUUUUAUGGAUAAAUAUUCAAACAAAAUUAUGGAAACUAAGAGGAGUCCCAUUGAUCGCCAUAAUGAAAACAAUGAGUUGUUUUUAAACAAGAACAAGGUUCAGUAUGAAGAUUGUCUGAUUGCAGCAAGUGUGCUUUUAAAACAUUUUGAAAUUGAUGGUACAAUCAUUAAGAGGCCUAAAACUUACGAUGUUAAGAGAGUACAUAGUUUUGCACAGUUUCAAUGUUGCUUGCAACAAUUUAACUGUUUAAAUAACUUAUGUGGUAGUCUAUUUGAACCUACGACAUACUAUAAAUGUUAUAAUGGGACAUUUGUGUAUAAUAUUGCUUUGAAGUUAGAAAAUCAAGUUGACCCGAUAAUAUUUUUUGAACAGUACCUGAAAGGUGCGACAACUGUGUUAAUGUUUUAUAAAAGUCUGUGUUCAGUUUAUCGGACAUGUUCAGAGAAGAUGUGCUUAACCAAUAGUGUGUUGCCAGGAAAGAAACGUAAUAGAAGAAAAAAGAAAAAAGAUGAAGUUGAUGAAAUUUUUAAUAAGUUUUUUGUCAAAGGAUUUGAGUCACAGGUGUCAAUAUAAUAUACUUAAUAUUAAUAAUAAUUUUAUUACACAUGUAUUAAAAAUAUUUUUGGUUCAUGAUUAUUUUGUAAUAAGUAUAUAUUAGUAUAGUUACAUAUUUAUAUGUAAGUUCAUAUAUAUACUGGUUGUUUAUAAUUUUGAUCUGUUUCAAUGAAACUAUAAAAAAAUUAUCAGACCAUAAGUAUUCUGAUGUUUAUUAGUAGUACAAAUAAAAAAAAAUUGAAUGUUUCAAAAAUCUAUGAUUCCAGAUAAAUUAUCAUACUGAAGACUAGGCAGCAUGGUCUCCGACCUUAGCCUGUUCCAUAAAGGAACAAACUUACUAAAAAAAAUGUAUCUAUGUCAUUUAGAAAGAGUAUUUAUAUGAUAAGUUUUACAAAACAUAUUUUUUAUUAGUUCUAGUGAAAUAGACUCAAGUAUAUAUAGAUUUAAUUUUUAUGUUGUAUUACAUAUCAUGACUUACUUAAUAUUUUUUGUAUAAUAAAUACAGAGUAUAUAGUUUUCUAAUUGUACUAUAUUUUAUAGAGUAAGACCUAAAUACUCGAUGGACAAUCCUUGGUGUAUAUUUUUAUCUGUCAUUAAUACACUGAAUUCUAAUACACAGCACGCGUGUCCGUGGCAAGUACGCUGUUAAUACAAAAAAAAAAGGUUAAUCUUCCGCAAUUAAUUUCCCCUAAUUAUGGGGUCUAUGAUUGAUAAAAUUCCGCAAUUUCGGACAGACUUCGUGUUUUGUUCAUACCGAAAUGGAACUUAAUAUUUCGUUCAUCAUAAAACUUUACAUACAGGUCCAAAGGAACGAUACUUUAAUAUAUUUAACAUUUUUGAACGGUGUGUCUAUAUAAAUUUGAUGUAAUCUUAAUCAAAUUUAUAUUUCGUUCGGACUUUCAAAUUUGGGAAACAUUUCAUGGUAGGCCUUCUAGACAUAUCUUUAAAUAUGUACGUAGGAAAAAAAGUUGCAGGUUAUAAUUAAUUAUAAAAAUGCAAUCAUUUACAAUAAAAAAAAAAUCAUCAAAAUCGCUUCAGUAAUAGUCUCAGAGACUACUUUUAGGCAAGAACUGUGGUAAGGAGGUAAGGGCAAAGAGUAAAGUAAUUCUAUCCAUAGGCUAUUAUCGGGCAUGUCUGACGCCUGUCUCGUGUUUCGCGU
Galleria mellonella (greater wax moth) is the source of this 3311-nucleotide messenger RNA. It is a transcript of the gene ast, whose product is annotated as protein asteroid. NCBI's taxonomy places the organism in Eukaryota, Metazoa, Arthropoda, Insecta, Lepidoptera, Pyralidae. The coding region runs from base 368 to 2170 and encodes 600 amino acids. The record is from RefSeq and is a predicted model, not a curated record. The transcript is spliced from 2 exons.